AUGAACAACACCACCCACGAGAUCCGCAUCGUCAACGACUCCAACAGCCCCAAGACGUACGGCAUCUACACGGGCCCUACCAAAGUCACCAGCGGGGGCUUCCAACGCGCGAGCUCCAUCCUCUGGCACAAGACCGACGAGCUACAGCCCGGAGACGAAACCACGUUUGAGUACUCGCCCGAAAUCCAUGGCUUCGUCGGCACCAGCAACACGCCCGUAGUGCUCGGCGACGAGCUGAACCAGGGCACGCGGUUCCUCGUCGAAGACAGGCGCGACAUGUCGGGCAGCAACAUGGCGUCGACGCCGCGGGAUACGUUCACGAUGGCGACCGUCACGGGGUUUCCAUCCCCGAACAGGUUCGUCGUGGGCGUCGCGCGCAAGGACAUGCUGUCGCCGGACGGCAGGGUCUCGCCCGUGGCUGCCGUGGAGCUGGUGUCGGGCCUGGCGGCCCUGAUCACGCCCAGCCACAAGAUCAUUGUCAGCGCGCUGUCGGAGCCGCGGGAGAGGCCUGGCUGGGUGCACCGGGGCCCGUUUGCGAGGAACACAUAUGCUAGCGUCGACUUUGCUGGGAUGCAAAGCAGGGCUGAUGUGGUCGAGGCGAACAAUGGUUCAUUCAAGGUGGAAUGCUUUUGA
Lasiosphaeria miniovina is the source of this 633-nucleotide messenger RNA. RefSeq lists its product as uncharacterized. The coding region runs from base 1 to 633 and encodes 210 amino acids. The record is from RefSeq and is a predicted model, not a curated record. NCBI's taxonomy places the organism in Eukaryota, Fungi, Ascomycota, Sordariomycetes, Sordariales, Lasiosphaeriaceae. The transcript has 2 exons.